UAGCGCCGAUUGCUCCGUUUCAAACGUAUUGCCCGGUAUAUAUACAACGGAAGAUGGUAUUCAGCGGAGAUGAUUCGCUUACCAAGAGGCAGGGACUCGAAAAACCUGGGAAUCACGAAUGCUUUGUUUCAAAUGCAUCGCUCAAAUUACAACGAAAGAUGGUAUUCAGCGGAGAUGAUUCGCUUACCAAGAGGCAGGGACUCGAGGAACCUGGGAAAAACAGAAUAAUUCUGAUGAAAAAUCUGAUCCAAAUCCAUCCCGAAGAAUUUUGUAAUACGUGCCCUGGACACAGAAAUCAUGAAUAUGGCGGGUAUGGAAAUGAGCCAUUCGAAAAAGAGAAGACAAUUAUAAACCGAAAAGCCAGUCCAAAAAGUAAAAACAAUAUUAAACCGAACCACGUCCUCCUCUACACAAUAAUGAAUCCAAUAUACCCUAUCACUGUGGAAGUAUUACACACUAUCAGCGCACCCAGCGGGCAGGUUCAACGCAUCGUAAUCUUUAAGAAAAAUGGCGUGCAGGCUAUGGUUAAGUUCGACACGGUGAAAUCAGCAAUCAGAGCAAAAGAAACAUAGCAUUGUUUCAAUAAGCACGCAAACUAAUUUUGAAUAUCAAAAUAAGUAAAACACUGUUUACUUAAAAUACGUAUAUGUAUACAUUUUCUUGUUAAUACAGGUACGUAGAGAAAUAUAAAAAUUUUAAAA
Molecule: messenger RNA, 701 nt
Organism: Solenopsis invicta (red fire ant)
Lineage: Eukaryota; Metazoa; Arthropoda; Insecta; Hymenoptera; Formicidae
Product: polypyrimidine tract-binding protein homolog 1-like
Exons: 3
Coding region: 54-572 (172 amino acids)
Biological process (GO): regulation of RNA splicing
Cellular component (GO): nucleus
Molecular function (GO): mRNA binding
Source: RefSeq, a predicted model, not a curated record